Messenger RNA from Folsomia candida, 1013 nucleotides. RefSeq lists its product as uncharacterized. Bases 215 to 901 code for a protein of 228 amino acids. The record is from RefSeq and is a predicted model, not a curated record. The transcript is spliced from 4 exons. NCBI's taxonomy places the organism in Eukaryota, Metazoa, Arthropoda, Collembola, Entomobryomorpha, Isotomidae.
CUUUUGGAGCACACAACAAAAACCUGGCUUAGGAUUAGUUCAUGAAUAUGUACACACGUAUAUAUGUAGGUAUGUACGUCGCGAGAACUAAAGCUCCAUAGUCGACGACGACCAGAGCCUUGAAAAAUUUGGUUGCAACAAAACUCUGAAGCAUUGGGACACUAGUCUAUAGAAUUUUAUAAAAUUUGACAUUAUUUUGGCAGAUCUUAAAACAAUGGACAAGAAUAAUUUUGAUAGCAAAGUCUAUUGCUGUUCAAACUCUGCGAGAACAGAAACCAAAACCUUGGGCAUCAUUGACGUGGUCUUGCACGUUAUUUCGCUCAUUCUCUGCAUAUGGAUAAGUGAUCUGGUUAAAAAUCACACAGAGUAUAUUCAAAAUAUUCUUCUAUCGACAAAUAGCACGUAUUGUGAUUACGAAGGAUUAUUUCAAAAGAUUGAACAACAUCCGGAUUUCAUAAUAGUUCCCCUAAUAAUUUACUCAAUCUGUGGAAUUACUUUAGGAGCACUAUUAUUCCAUGCUGCUCGAACUAGAAACCAACGAUUGUUGAAAUUGUGGUUCAUUGUUACAUUGAUUACUCUUCUCCUAAGUUUGUACGUUGCUAUCAUGAUGGUUAUCGAAGUGAAACACAAGAUCCCACUCCACAUACUCGUUCUCAUCAUGGGCUAUAUUUAUGCCUGGUAUGAACUUUGGAUUGUCGUAUGUCUCAUUCGAGAACUGCGGUCGUCAUCGGGGUCAAACAUGACCAUGUUAGUCGUCGCCGACCAUGUUGAACCAGUUGAUUCUGAUCCCCCAGCGGUUAUCGUGCUGAGUCCUAGCCCCACCCCUGUCACAGUCUACACUAUAGAAGGAGAGAGCCCAUCCAACAUAACGAAACAAAAGAAUUUAGAGUCAAAUACGUAAUACAAAAAAAAUCUUAAUUAAAGUCGUCCUAUUUGCAUACUAUAAUUCUACUAAUAGUACAAAUUAUAUAGUGUUGGAACAAAUGUGUAAUAAAUCUUGCUACCUUUCUUGA